CAAUAUCUCAAUUCUCAACAACAAUGGCAAAAUUCAGCUUCUCCUUGCUGCUCAUCCUCCUCUCUAUUCUCUCCCUUUUGAGCAGUGUUGAGCCUUCCUUUGCUAGCCAUCCUCGACAGCCUCGACGUUCCCGGGCCCGGGCCUACAUCGAGGCCUCGUGCCGGACCACCCUCUACCCAAAGUUAUGCGUUCACUGCCUCUCCACCUACAUCAAGCCUAACAUGACCAUCCAAAGCCCACAGCAGCUGGCUCAAGUUGCCUUGUCCGUGAGCCUGUACAGGGCCCAGUACGCAAGAGCCUAUGUCCUCAAGGUGGCAAGAGAGCUAAAGGAACUGAAGGCCAGAGAAUACCAAGUUGUGCAUGAUUGCUUGAACCAGAUCAACGAUAGUGUGGCCCAACUCAGUGAGUCCAUUAAGGAACUACGUCGUUUAGGGCAAGCAACUGUGGGUGAUGACUUGUUUUGGCACAUAAGCAAUGUUGAGACUUGGGUGAGCACAGCUUUAACUGAUGCAUACACUUGCGUGGAUGAGCUUCCAGGGAAGAACAUGAGCAAGUUGAAGGCCACCAUUAAAGGGAAGGUGCUGAAUGUGGCUCAGGUCACCAGCAAUGCUCUGGCUUUGUUUCAUAGAUUUGCUCAAAGGUACCGAGCUGCAAAGAAGCCCUGAGGGCUGCCUUUUGAGGAUUUCAUGCGUUUUGGUUUUGUGUCAUGGUUUAAUUUAAUCUUGUUCUUUUAUAUAUGUUACUUGUUCAUGUUAGUAUCAAUGUAUGAAAUACACACAAUGAAGCCUAUGA
Molecule: messenger RNA, 792 nt
Organism: Prunus avium (sweet cherry)
Lineage: Eukaryota; Viridiplantae; Streptophyta; Magnoliopsida; Rosales; Rosaceae
Source: RefSeq, a predicted model, not a curated record